This is a messenger RNA of Perkinsus marinus ATCC 50983, 1198 nucleotides long. RefSeq names its product fructose-1,6-bisphosphate aldolase, putative. Gene Ontology annotation, biological process: fructose 1,6-bisphosphate metabolic process; glycolytic process. Gene Ontology annotation, molecular function: fructose-bisphosphate aldolase activity. Gene Ontology annotation, cellular component: cytosol. The record is from RefSeq and is a predicted model, not a curated record. The transcript has a single exon. NCBI's taxonomy places the organism in Eukaryota, Perkinsozoa, Perkinsida, Perkinsidae. Bases 1 to 1089 code for a protein of 362 amino acids.
AUGCCCGUCCGCCACAUUGAUCAAGACGUUGCCGCUGAGCUCGUGAAAACGGCGCAGACUAUUUGCACGCCUGGAAAAGGAAUCUUGGCUGCAGAUGAGUCCACUGGAACCAUCAAGAAAAGAUUCGAUGCUGCUGGUAUUGACAAUACGGAAGCCAACAGAGCUGCCUAUAGAUCCCUUCUAUUCACCACUCCGGAUGUGGGCAAGUAUAUAUCGGGAUCUAUUCUCUACGAGGAGACGCUCUUCCAGAAGGCUCCAGACGGCACUCCUAUGGUUGAGCUCCUCCGUAAAGCUGGCAUUAUCCCUGGCAUCAAGGUCGAUAAGGGUCUAGUUGCUCUGCAUCUCUCCGACCAGGAGACUGCUACCCAAGGUCUCGACGGUCUCGCUGAGAGAUGCGCUAAGUAUUAUCAAGCUGGAGCCAGGUUUGCCAAAUGGCGUGCUGUGCUGAAGAUCAGUCAAGCUAAGCAUCAGCCGUCUCAGCUGUCUAUCGACGAGACUGCUCAUACCUUGGCCCGUUAUGCUUCUAUCUGCCAGGAGCAUAGGAUCGUUCCUAUCGUUGAGCCCGAGAUCCUGGCUGAUGGCACUCAUGAUAUUGAGACAUGUGCCUAUGUCACUGAAAGAGUCCUCACCGCUGUGUUCAAGGCCCUGAAUGAUCAUCACAUUCUCCUUGAGGGGUGUCUGCUGAAGCCUAAUAUGGUCACUGCUGGCAUGCAGUGCUCUAAUCGUCCUAGCCCUGCAGAUAUUGCUCGCUAUACAGUUCGCACACUGCAGAGGACUGUGCCCCCAGCCUUGGUUGGGGUCACUUUCCUGUCUGGUGGUCAGAGUGAAGAGGAAGCUUCGGUCAACCUGUCCGCCAUGAAUGCCAUGCCGAAGGAACGAAGGCCUUGGGCUCUAACCUUCUCCUAUGGUCGUGCUUUACAAGCUACCGCCAUCAAGACUUGGGCUGGCAAGGCCGAUAACGUGAAGGCUGCCCAGGAAGCCUUCGCCUAUCGUGCCAAAGCCAACAGCGAGGCGCAGCUGGGCAAAUACAAGGGCACUGAGGGUGGCCCGGGUAGUGAGAGUCUUUAUGUAGCUAACUAUGUCUAUUAGGCUUAUUCGCCUAUAACUGAUUAAAUGUCAUUUGUCACCACGAAAUAUUAAAGUAUGAGCCUAAUAUAAGAGUCAAUCGUUGAUACUUCCUUUUGCGAUUCACUUGACG